AUGCCCGGGACGUUGUCAAUGAUUUGCUUGAUUCUGGUGACUUUGUUUAUCCCCCCCCUCGGCGUCUUCUUCCUCUCCGGCUGCAGCGCCGACCUCGUCAUCAACAUCUGUCUGACUCUUCUCGGCUACCUCCCCGGCCACGUCCACGCCUUCUACCUCGAAUACGUAUUCUUCCGCAACCGCCGCUCGGGCGAGCCGCGUUACGCGCGGGGCGUGUACUCCGAUCGGAUCCAGCAUGGAGGGAGACAUCAGAGGUCAGACUAUGGGAGUAUUGCUUGA
Aspergillus heteromorphus CBS 117.55 is the source of this 279-nucleotide messenger RNA. RefSeq names its product YqaE/Pmp3 family membrane protein. Gene Ontology annotation, cellular component: membrane. The transcript is spliced from 3 exons. NCBI's taxonomy places the organism in Eukaryota, Fungi, Ascomycota, Eurotiomycetes, Eurotiales, Aspergillaceae. The record is from RefSeq and is a predicted model, not a curated record. The coding region runs from base 1 to 279 and encodes 92 amino acids.